AUGGGUGUUUACACGGCUUACUGUUGCGGACUCUUGCUUGUCCUCCUUGUCCAGGUCUAUGCCAGACCCAGCCCAGAGCAAAGCCUCCAGGCUUUGACCAGACGAUUAGAGGAGGCUGAGCACUUUCUAGACAAUGAAGAGCUGGACAACGAAGGGGUGGAGGCUUCGCCGGCUGACAUCUCCUUCGACCUUCAAAAUGGCGCACGGGAAAUGGAGCGUGGAUUGGACGGGAACACGCAGGAAUUCCAGAGCAGGCCAAGAGGUUCUGAUAAUUUCUUGCUACGACUCCUCCAAGACAUUACCAUGGUCCCUCGGAGAGCCAGAACCCGAAGCAAGAAAGGGUCAAGAAGAGGCUGCUUUGGAAUGAAGCUGGAUAGGAUCGGUUCAAUGAGCGGCCUGGGGUGCUGA
Molecule: messenger RNA, 408 nt
Organism: Hypanus sabinus (Atlantic stingray)
Lineage: Eukaryota; Metazoa; Chordata; Chondrichthyes; Myliobatiformes; Dasyatidae
Product: C-type natriuretic peptide-like
Exons: 2
Coding region: 1-408 (135 amino acids)
Cellular component (GO): extracellular region
Molecular function (GO): hormone receptor binding; hormone activity
Source: RefSeq, a predicted model, not a curated record